Juglans microcarpa x Juglans regia is the source of this 774-nucleotide messenger RNA. RefSeq lists its product as uncharacterized. The coding region runs from base 1 to 774 and encodes 257 amino acids. The transcript has a single exon. Lineage: Eukaryota; Viridiplantae; Streptophyta; Magnoliopsida; Fagales; Juglandaceae. The record is from RefSeq and is a predicted model, not a curated record.
AUGAGUAAGGCGUAUGACCCAGUUGAUUGGAGGUUUUUGGAGGAUGUCUUUACUGCGAUGGGUUUUCCCGUAUUUUUUCGUAGGCUGGUUUUUAUAUGUGUGUCAACGCCAUGGUUUUCAAUAAUGAUGAACGAUACGUAUAAAGGUUUUUUUAAGUCCAAGAGGGGUCUUCGGCAAGGGGAUCUGCUAUCGCCAUACCUAUUUAUUAUCCUAGAAGAGGUUUUCUCCUGGUUGCUUAAGAAGCGAAUGGCGGAUAGUCAUCAUUUCUAUAAUCCGGUUGGUGCUCCUAGAAUUUCCCAUUUAUUAUAUACCGAUGAUGUUAUGAUUUUUGCGAAUGCUAGUAAGAGGUCUAUUCGUUGUUUAAUGGGUGUUUUGCAUGAUUUUGAGAAGUGGUCGGGACAGCGGGUGAGCCAUGAAAAGUCGGCUAUUUUUUUCUCUAAGCAAUUAAGGUUGUCCAGGAAGAGAGAGAUUUUGGCUGAUAUUGGGUUCGUGGAAGGAAAAUUUCCGUUCACUUAUCUGGGUGUUCCAAUUGUAGAUGGGAAGCUUAAGGCUUCCCAUUUUGGCCCCCUUCUUGAAAAAAUAGGCAAGAAAGUGCCGGGUUGGAAAUGUAGGCUUCUUUCACAAGGGGGUCGGUUAAUUCUGUUACGGCAUGUUCUUUCUAGCAUGCCUAUGCACUUGUUGUCGGCGCUUCAUGUUCCUAAGAUUGUUUUUAAGAAACUGCAGGGUUUAUUUUCUAAUUUUUCCUGGGGUGAACAGGGUGGUAAAAGCAAGUGA